Messenger RNA from Closterium sp. Yama58-4, 2619 nucleotides. The record is from the annotation of a GenBank genome assembly. Lineage: Eukaryota; Viridiplantae; Streptophyta; Zygnematophyceae; Desmidiales; Closteriaceae.
AUGGACGCCACUGCGAACGAUGUAGCCGUGGGGAACGAGGGGGAGUGGAGGGAUGAACUGAAGAAUGCGCGGAAGGCUUUGGCGGAGGCAAGACGGCGGGAGGAGGAGCUGGAAGGGGCGGUUCGGGAGGGCGAGAGGGCGAUGGGGGAGCUAGAGGAGUGGGUUGCGCGCAAGGUAGACGCCAUGUCAUCGCUGGCUGCCGUUCUCCGAGAGGAAUGGCUCACGAGAGCGGAGCUGUUUGGGGCCGAGGGGGAGCGCAAGCGCGCGCGCAUGGCGGAUGGCUCGCCCGCGCAUGCGAUGAUGAUGAUAGAGCUCACCCUUUCAUAUCUUCCCUGCAUCUUCCCUUCCCUUCCUCCCUUUCUUCCCUCCUCACCUCCCUCCUCGUCUCACUCCCUUUGUCUUCCAACCUUCCUCCAUACUCGCUCCUUCCCUCCCUACCCUCUCCCUCCUCUCCUCCCUCCUCCUCUCCCUCCGUCGCUCUACCCUCCUCCGUCUCUCCCUCCUCUCCUCCCUCUCCCUCUCCUUCCCUCUCGAGCCAAGGACGGAGCUAUCCUGCUCACACCUCGCUCUCAUUUCCCCUACACCCUCUCCUCACCCACGUGGCAGCAUCUGACGGCUCUGUCUGGCCAUGCGGAGGCCAUCCGCUCAAUGGUGCAGGCAGUGAGGAGGCUGGCGUUCGGGGUUGAGGGUAGGAAGGCUCAUGCGGAUAGAAUGAGGGAGCAGAAAGAGGAGGGGGGGGAGAAGCAGUGGGAACAGGAAAACGAAGAGGGGGAGGAGGAGGUACAGAAGGCGGGGACGAGGGACGAGGUGGAGGAAACAACGAAGAGAAUGGACGAGGCGAUGGGAGGCGGGCUUGAGGUUUCUGAGAAUGAAAGGCAAGAGUUUGAGGAAGAAUUCGGGUUCAAUCAAGAGGAAGGAGCAAGGGAAGAGGCGGAGGACGGGCAAGCAAACGAAGUGGAGGGAAAGGAGGGGAUGGGCACAGGGACAGAGCAAGGGGCAGAGAAAGGGGCAGAACAAGGGGCAGAGCAAGGGGCAGAGCAAGGAGCAGAGCAAGGGGCAGAGCAAGGGGCAGAGCAAGGGGCAGAGCAAGGGGCAGAGCAAGGGGCAGAGCAAGGGGCAGAGCAAGGGGCAGGACAAGGGGUAGGGGAGGGGCGAGCAGGCGAUGUGGACAGAGCGUCAGUUUGGCAAGCGGAUGCAGGGGAGGAAGAUGUGCAAGAGGAGGUGUUUGAUAAUCUCUCCAUGGUGCAGCCACUCAUCUCCGGCGCUUACAGUAAUGGGAGCAUAGUGGGGGCGAGAGCGAAUUCAGGAGGAGCGGUUACCACGAAUGUGGAGGACAGGAACGCACACAGGUGGGGAGGGGGAGGCUGGGUGGGAAGAGCAGGAGAAACGCUGGUGGGGAGGGUGCAUCGGCGGCUGGUUGGUGGGAGAGCAAGCGAAGAAGAGUGCUACCCGGACUUGCUACCAUCCGUCACCACCCUCGCUCUUCACAACGUUUACCGCCUCGGACCACUCACCUUGCAACUGCUCCUCGGCCUCCCAUCCCUCACAGCCCUCCACUUCCGCGAAACUUCCAUCCGACCCAAAGCCCUGCCACUCUUCCAGUCAGCUUCUCGGAUCCACCGGCUCGUCAUUGCCUGUGUUGACCCCUUUGACCUGCUUCCUACCCUGCCAGGCAACGGCAAUGCCAACCCGUCCCCCCCAUCUGAUCCCGCCAGCCAACUCCAACCAUUUCAGCCGUUUGCGGGCUUGAGGGAGCUACAUGUGAGCCGCGUGACUAACUCUACUCUGCAGCAAGUGGGCGUGCUGACGAGCCUUGAGGUCCUCUCCUGCACGUGCAGCGAGGGGGUGACUUCUGCGGGAUGGACUCACCUGAGGGGACUGCAGAACCUGAAGAGGCUGCAGCUGGCACCAACAAUCCUCUUCGGCUUGAAGCUUAGCUUCUCCAAAUCUCGCCUGCCCGAAAUCAUUAGGACCUUCCAAAGGCCUUUCAAGAAAGGAGCCGCAUGCGCAAGUGAAGACCCCGGCAAUCACAGCAACCGCAUUGAUGGGAGCAUAUGGGAGGUGGUGGCAGCCCUGCCGGGUCUGCAGCACCUGGAGCUGCACGCACCAGAGCCCAGCACGACUGCACUGCGAUCCAUCUCCAACAUCAGGAACCUCACAACCCUCCACAUCACCAGCACGACGUUUGAUGAUGCUGACCUGCUGGGCCUGAGAGGCCUCUCCCUGCUCACCGAACUCAGCCUGGCUGCGUGCACGUUCGAAGUAGACCAGGCUAUGAGGGCGGUGGUUCAGGGCAUGACGCAGCUGCAAUCGCUGGACCUGUCAGGAACAGCAAUCGCUCAAGGCGCGGCUGUGCAUCUGCAAGGGCUAGAGCGGCUGGAGCGGUUGAAGCUGCAGCAGUGUAGCGGCAUGAGCAAGCUGUUUGUGCAGCAUCUGAGCCGCGUUCCUGCGCUGAGGGAGUUGGAUUUGGGUUGCAACAACAUGCAGCAUGCUUGGCUGCUGCCGGUUCUGGAAGGGAAGAAGGUGACUCGGUUAGGAGUGAGAGGCUGUUGUUUCGUGGCGAAGACGUUGAAAGGGCUUCAGCGGGCUUGGAUUGAGAUUGACUCUGGGGGUCGAUGA